AGCUAGAGGGAAAGCCAUGAACGAGAGCCUAGCCGUUCUCUUCCGACUGGGGAAGGCUCUCAGGUACGCAGACUCCGUGGAAUUCUUCGAGCAGUACGACGAUUGGCUCCUGAAGCAAGCUGGACUCUCAACCAUUACGCUAAUCAACCAGAAGGAGUGCGUGCGGCAGAUCUCGGAGCUGGCGAAGGAGGAUUUCUCUCUCCUCGAGGCUGCCGUAGCCACCGGCUCUGGCGUACAGAUGGAGCUUGGCGAGGACCUGUCGGCAAGUGUGGCUGAGCAGCUGGACGAUCUCCUGGAGAGACUGAAGACGGAGAAGAAAGGACGAGUGAGCGUGGACUCUGGAGCAGUGUCAGACAUGGACAGUGGGUCUGGGACGGCUCUCGAGGAAGAGGAAUCCAGUGGGAACAGAGGGAAGGUUGAAUGCACUUCCAGUUUUCCGUCUCAUGUGGUGGAAGAUGCGAGUAAGGAGAAAAGAGGUGUUGGAUUCAACUCUGUCGUAAAUGGGCAACCACAAGUAGAGAUGAAGCACGGUUCAAUGGAACGUAAGACUCUAGAAAACAAAACCUCCUCCUCUUCCUCCAUCUCUUCCUCCUCAUCUUCACGUCGACAAUACAUGAAAAGAAAGGGCGGGCUCGACACUGCGCAGCGAGAAACAAACGAUAACCGGACAGAUUUUUCCAGAACAUUCCCAGUGAAACCAAGUGGGUCUCACAACAGUAGGCACAGUGAGCAGAGAUUCAGAAGCCCCAGGGCUGAGGUAAUUGAACAUCCGCCACCUCACAGACGGUUCGGGGAUUCGGGGAGUGGCAGAUCGAAAACAGCACCUCUUGCGUCGUCUGAUAAGCCAGAUAGUGAAGUGAUCGACAGCAGAGAAGGUUCGCCUACCGAGGGGGGACCGUUUAUUACCCACUGGGGCAAGGGACGUUGGAGAAGAAACGGCAGUGGAGCAGUUCGAGACCGCGGGAGGCGGCAGUACAACCCCAAUCACUACACCUCUAACCCCAGGGGGCCGAAAGUUGGGUCCCCGGGGGUUAACAAGAUGCGAUACCCUCCGUCCAGAGGUCGUUCGUUCGGGUACCACCCACGACCCGAGAGAGACUCUCUACAGGGUGUGGGAUCAGACAAAGGGCAGGAUAAGGGGCUACAACAGAAGAGAGAGGAUGUAGUUGGAUCUCAGCAAAAGCUCGGGAAACCUCUCGGUAAUGUACAGAGAGAUACAUAUCCACAGCAGAGACAAAAAGAGGAAAACUCGGUGGUGGUGCCUCGAGGAGAAAACUCUUCUGAUGAGACUACGAAGAAGGAUGUUGCACCUGAUACCAUGUCUUCGAAGAGCUCUGCAGCUCCAAUGAAGACGACGACAGAGUUGUCUGCAAAACAUGGACCUCAGUUGGAGAAGUCCCAGAAAAAACUGAGCUAUGCUAGUGUUACUAGUUCGAGCAGUGGUUGCCCUACUGUGAGUGGUAAGACUGCCAGGAGUAGUCCAAAACCGCCACCUGCACCUGGGUGUCCUGAUGCUGAUAGCCACGAGGAUAAAGGAUCUACCGCUGGUGCCGUUAAUACAAGUGCAGACUCUUCAAAUUGUCCUACAGUUACUGUUAAUACUUCCACAGCGGCCGAUACCAGUAGUACAGGCCAGGUAGCUGCAAACUCUGUCACUGCUACCAAAACAAUUGCCACUGGUACCAAAGAGCCCACCAAUGACCCUAUCACCACC
This is a messenger RNA of Geodia barretti, 1714 nucleotides long. NCBI's taxonomy places the organism in Eukaryota, Metazoa, Porifera, Demospongiae, Tetractinellida, Geodiidae. The record is from the annotation of a GenBank genome assembly.